GAGAUGUAGUAGUAAUAAAAAAAAAAAAGGGAAAGUGUAGUGUUAAAGUGAGAUAUUAUUAAUUAUUAAUAGUUGAGUUGUUGAUCAUCAUCAUCAUCGCAAUUCGCACACCUCCGAUCUCGGCUGCUCCAUGUCCGCAUUGCCGCACAAAUCAUUCCUCCUCUCCUCCCUCUCAAUUCAUAACUCCCCUUAAACCCCUUAUUUUAAUAUUUUAAAUAUAUCGCUUUGUUAUACUUACACACAUCUGUAUCUAUCUAUUUCUCCUCAAUAUAUAUUGUUUAGAUAAAUAUGGGAAAGAGAAAGAAAAUAACUGACCACAACAAGACUCCUCCUCCUUCUCCUUCGGGGUUUAUGCCAUAUUCCUCUCCAAUGGAUUCAUUUUCAAAUGAGAAAUCUUCACGUUCAGUUGGCACCAGUUCAAUAAAACCUCUAUCUUCCAUUAUGGAUAUCAUGGAGAGUCCUGUGAAGAUGGCGAGCCAGUCAAAUGCUCAUCACCACAAUCGUACAAUAGUAGUAAGGCAUCCACGUCAUUACUAUGGCCGUCAAUAUUCACGACGAAACUCUACUCACCAUACUGAUGCAUCAAGCUCUCAAGGAAAGGUUACUCCUCUACAUAAUGAUAGAUUGUCCUUCAAGUUGGCGAGGCAAGGGAAUUCAGAAUCUAGUAGGCAUGCAGAAGGUAGAGACAAAGCAUCUCGGAGGCUAGAAAGAAUUAGAUCUGGUACUACGGCAAUGGAAACAAUUUCUGCCGAUGUAAUUCAGAUGACAUGUGGAAUAUGCCAGAAACACUUGAAAAGCAGGUCUUAUAUUUUUGGAAAUACCAUAUCCUCUAGUGACCUGUCUGUGGUGGCAGUGCUAGUUUGUGGUCAUGUUUAUCACGCUGACUGCCUGGAAACAAAAACAAGUUAUGAAGAUAGAAGAGACCCGCCCUGCCCCACGUGUACAAGCUUCUUUUCACAUAUUGAUACGCCAAGUACAAAAAACUAGUUACAGAUACACUGACUGUGUACUUUAAGAUAUUGUUAAUCUAGCAGGGCAUAACUCCUAGGCUGUAAAUUAGGUAUCUAUUAAAUGACACAAUCGUGUAUAUGUAAUCUUGAAUCUCUAGAUGAUUAUAAAUGGCAUGUGAGACUUCUUAGA
Molecule: messenger RNA, 1140 nt
Organism: Daucus carota subsp. sativus
Lineage: Eukaryota; Viridiplantae; Streptophyta; Magnoliopsida; Apiales; Apiaceae
Exons: 4
Coding region: 289-987 (232 amino acids)
Source: RefSeq, a predicted model, not a curated record